CUUCGAAAAAGCCAAAAAAUGACUUUGAGCCCUUAUGAUACCCUUAUCAUUUUUGGCCUUUUUCACAAAAUUGUAAUUUGCAAGCGAUACAUUAACAUUUUACUAUAAUAUAUAUGAGUACAAGAUGCAUGUCUAAGGCCUUGGAACAUAGUCAAAGCGACGAAUUUUAAAAAGUGUAUGAAUAUAGGGCAAAAACAGUAUAAGCGUUUUAAAAGGUUCACUCAAAAUCUAAACAGCAGAUAUACUAAUUUUCUAGUACUAUUCAAUGCGCCUUUUUAUAUACUAAAAAAUUUUGUUAAUACAGCUUUGCAAUAACUCUAUACUUUAGAGCACUUUGAUUGAUUUAAUGCUUUUAAUUUCAUUUUUUUCGUCAGAUUGAAUUCUAAAGAUAUUAGGCACUUUAAAGUCCGUCAACUGACAUUUCAAUCCGUUUGUUUCCUUCAUUUAUCUCUGUGUAUUUUCCUAUGGAUUUCGUACAAAGUGCUGUUCAACAAACUAAUCUAGCCAGUCUUUUAGGGCUUCAUCUCUGCCUUUCUCUCUUAGGCGCAGUUGCUAGCAACCCUACCUAUAAUAUCCCUAUUUUCUUUUUUGGUAUUUGGGCUUUCAAUAACCGUGAGUCUACCACACCCUUAAAGACAUUUGCAGGAGCACUUGGUCUCAGUAUCUUUUUGGAUUUGAUUUGGUUUUAUUUACAUGGUGGUAACCCACAAGCUGAAAGUGGAUUCGGUUUUGCCAAAUUCUUUAAUGUAAUUAGCUUGUUUGUUAAGCCCUUUACUGUAUAUUCUGCUGCCAACAUCCUCAAGGAACGCGGUGAUUCUUUAAAUGCUGGAAAUUGGUCAGAAGCUCCAGGAGCAUUUCCUUCAGGUGGUUAUCAAAACGUGAGAGAUGGAGAUAGUGCAGAAUUCCCAUAAGUUGAUAGAGAAUUUAUGCAAUUACCCCAACAAGUCCUUGAUUAUGAUUGGCAGAGAUCCCUCUUUUAUUUAUGGUUGUUUUUUUUACUGGAAUUUUCUGCAAUCUAUCGUCUUGUUUGACAUUCAUACCAUAUAGUGAAAAUUAAAAAAAAAUAAAGAUCAGUGUGUUAUUCUCU
Messenger RNA from Gilbertella persicaria, 1087 nucleotides. RefSeq lists its product as uncharacterized. Gene Ontology annotation, biological process: angiotensin-activated signaling pathway. Gene Ontology annotation, cellular component: plasma membrane. The record is from RefSeq and is a predicted model, not a curated record. The coding region runs from base 465 to 911 and encodes 148 amino acids. The transcript has 6 exons. Lineage: Eukaryota; Fungi; Mucoromycota; Mucoromycetes; Mucorales; Choanephoraceae.